Talaromyces stipitatus ATCC 10500 is the source of this 642-nucleotide messenger RNA. RefSeq lists its product as uncharacterized. Lineage: Eukaryota; Fungi; Ascomycota; Eurotiomycetes; Eurotiales; Trichocomaceae. The record is from RefSeq and is a predicted model, not a curated record. The coding region runs from base 1 to 642 and encodes 213 amino acids. The transcript has 3 exons.
AUGUCGCGGAUGUCUUAUUACCGGGAAAUGAGCCAUCGUGCUAGACAGGCCCUGCAACUCGAUGGGCAAAAUGCCAAACAAGCGCCUGAACAGCUAGCCACGUCUGCUGCUGUCUUCCAAGACAAGGUUCACAAAGAACAGGCUCAUCAGCUCGACGUCACCUCAAAUAAGCUUAUUAACGUCCAUGCAUUAUGGAGAGUCAUCCGGUAUAUAUACACCGAAUCUUACUCUACGGAGGCUUGUCCACUAUCUGAGCCAGACUAUGAAAAUCCGUUGUUGCGCCAUGUCGCGUUGUAUGCGGCUGCUAAUGAGCUUGAUCUCGACCAUCUCAAAGAAAUCGCGGUGGCACAGUUUCGUUCAGACUGCAAUUAUCAGUUGCAGUGUGAUGAUACAAGUACAAAAAACUUUUUCGAUGCCAUUCACGGUGCUUUUAGUAUUACCGGCGGCGAGAAUACUUUAGCUGCUGCAACAGUAGCUGUGAUCACCCAAAACAAAUCUAUAUUUACAAAGGAUGCAAAGUUUCUGGAUAUCCUCCACUCCCUGAUUACGAAGGACGCAAAGUUUCCGGAUCUGCUUCUGGGUAAUCCUGACCUCCUCUCUCUAAUCUUCCGCCAAUGGUCUUCUAAGACUUCCAAACUAUGA